This is a messenger RNA of Spirodela intermedia, 6395 nucleotides long. NCBI's taxonomy places the organism in Eukaryota, Viridiplantae, Streptophyta, Magnoliopsida, Alismatales, Araceae. The record is from the annotation of a GenBank genome assembly.
AUGAAGUGGAUCAACCUAAUCAAAUGCAGCCUUUUUGUCUCUCGUUUGGUCCCAUUCUGGAUUGAUUGCUUUCACGUUACGUCAAUUGGCCUCAUUAGCCAUCGUGAAUAAUUAAUGGCACAUAUAGUUAUAACAUUGGCCCGGGGCUUUUUUUAUCAUCUGCUGAAACAAGCUUUACUUUACAAUCUUGAGACAAUUUCGAAUUAAUUUAGUCCAGUCCUGCGAUAUAAUUCUCUCAAUGACAAUGAGAUGCCCAAGCAACUGAGGAAAAUAGUUACUUUGCACCCUAACGUAGCACCAGAUUCUAUUAGUUUAUCCUUUGAUAUACCAGUGUCAAUUCUUUUACUUGAUAGGUACACUAGCAACUUUACUGCCUAGCAUAGCACCAGAUUCUUUCACUUCAUUCUUCCAUAGGUCAAUCAUAAGUGUUCUAGUUUCCUGCAAUCAUGUAUUUUCUGAUCAACAUCUUCAAAUGCUAUUUUACUAUCUGCGAAUUGAAGUUUGUAAGGAAAAAGUGUUCCUACUCAUAUGUACGAUGUUAAUCAUGUCCACGUUGGCAAUCCUUAAUUAGAUUUGACAUUUUUUCUUUAGAGCGUAGUCGAUGUAAUAUGAAAGCAUACUGUUACUUCUUGUCUAUAACUUGGAGAAAUCUCUUUGUGAAGACAAGACAACUUAAAUGUUUCAGUAUUAUUCUAACAUCAUGUUGUACUUAGAUGGAGUUUCGAUUUACUUGAAUCCCAUCAAGAGUCUGACGUAUGGUCCAUAAAUGCCUUUAGGUUAAUCAGAACCACUUCUUUCUAAAUUUGAGGCAUAAUGUUAGUGCUAAAGAUCUUAUAACUGACUGGAAGUUAUUUUAAGUCCAGAAAAGCAUUGCGCAGAACAUCAUCUCUAUAUUUACCAUAAUAGCAUUAUUUUAGUUUUUAUUAAUUUAAUUAUUUUCUGCAACUCUUAGUUAGUGUCAAAUAUUUUAAUGUUAUUCCAAAAGUGGAAUCGUCUUUUUUCCUUUCAAUUUGCUGAUGUCCUAUAGUGACGCAAUUUCUUGCUUUGUUUAUUGUAAAAUAUUGUCGGUUUUUUUUAUAAAUGCAGGUCUAUCUAAUGAUGGAGAAAAGGCACCCAUUCCAUCUUCUGUUGGAGAGAAUGAUCUGCUGAUAGUAGGACCAGGUGUACUCGGCCGCAUUGUAGCAGAGAAAUGGAAAAAGGUAUCAAUGUAGUUUACCAAAUUCAUUCAAUUAUCUGUAAAGAAAGGUCAUAUUCAAUUUUUUUCCAACAAAGAAAAGGUUUUCUCAUGUAAAAUUUCUUCAUACAGUUUAGGUCAUGUUCCUAAAGGCCUUCCCUUGCAGGCAGAGCAUUAGAUGACUGACUUGCCUUCAUCAUUCCAAUAAAUUGAUCUGUAAUUAAGAAUGCAGGAAGUCAAAGAGAUCUCUUGUUUGUGAAUGAUGUGCGUGCUGUUAUGGUAUCAUUUUAUCCGUUUAUCUUUCUUUUGGGUAAAGUGAUUGAAGUUGAUCUAGUGUCAGAAAUGGAUUUAUACUUUGCAAUGCCAAUAUCUUGCUGAUGCUUACAUUUCAGGAUAUCCAUUAUCCUGAGCUAUUGGCCCUUGAUUUCGUUUUAUUUUAUGAUUUAAUCCACACCUCUAAACUCUGAAGCUAAUGGUGACAACACAAUGAUUAUGAUUGUUGGGCACAUAUCAAACGUGUUGACAUUUGCGUUUAAGACUUUAAGGACAAGAUGCCUAGUUUGGAAAUCUCUGAAAGAAAUUUGAUAAAAUGUUGGAAGGUUGUAAAGACAAGAUUUGGAUUUUCUAGAGAAUUAUGUGCUUUAUGCCAUCCGCAAACCACAUAUAAUGAUAGAAAGAACAAUGUCAAUGGAGGAGUUGAGCUCAUGGAGAUAGAAAUCACACGAGGGGAAAGUUCACUAGUUAUUAGAAGUCACUGUAUGCAACACUGGAUCUCAAAUUUGCAGAAUUCCAUUCCCAUGUAGAUGAUCACACUUGAGCAUGCUCACUUGUGAUCAUCUUGGUUUGUUUAUGUACAACCACAUGUCCUUCUGUGAGAGGAGUUACUGGAUGUGUUUUCAUUUCCGUUGGAACCAGGUGAUUCCACCACAUGAAGCAAGCAUACUAUGGCAUAUCCAUGAUGUAGUUGAGGAGAUUUGACAAUGUGGUUGGCAAUAGUGGAUACUCCAAGGUGAUAGAGAAAUCACAUUUGAAUGAGAAGAACAGUUGACAUUCUUGACAGCACACUUGCUUGGCAGGGAAGAUGGUCAUUAGUGCAUGUAUCAUUGGGAGAGUAUGCUAGUUGUUUUUGUAAAAAGGGGAAUAUUCCACGACGUUCAGAGAUCUGGAGUUUUGCAUCUUCUCUGCCAUCUUCGUGUAGGAUUUGGAAAUAUUUUCUAGAAGGCCUUUGGGACACAUUGGAUAUAUACUUGGCUAUCUUCCUUGUGUUUUGAAUAUUCAUUUAAUAUGUGGUAGUUCCCCCUUUCAGAAACAUUAGCUCAUAUUCUCUAGCAACCUUGGUUAUAAUUUACUUUCUUUUAUUCUACGGGGUACUCCAGCAGAUGUCUGAACUUUAACAGAGUCAGACCCCUCCGGCUUAUAACAGUAGUAUGAGACCAAAAACAUGGUCUUAUUGAGUUAAGAACUAAGACAGGUUCUGCCUAGAAGCACGGAUGACUAAUGAAGCAAAUUUGUUUAAUUCGUUUCAGAUACAUCGGAAGUUUAUCUAUAGAACACUUGAUAGUUGAUCUAAUAUUAGAAGUCAAAGUUACUCUUUUCUCCCGGUUUCAAUCAAGAAAACCUUAUAUCGUCUAAAAUUUUCUCAUGAAAGUGCCCAAAUAGAUUCCUAUGUGUGGAACACUAGAAAAAUGAGAUAACAAUGUUAAUUCAUUUGGCAGAAUAUCUCGGUUUGAGGUCGUCAAAAUGAGAGAGGCCUCUUUUGGAUGAAAGCUUUUUGGAUGCGCUGUUCUGUAUUAACCAUUAUUUCAGUCUUUUUGAAAUAAAUCCAUCUUCCCAAUUCUAUCACGUAUCUCAAACGGCGGAACCCUUUAGGAAUGCAAUUCUUCCCAGUGUUUUGAUCUUAAAGCCAUGAGAAAUGAGAGAAAACCUGGCUUUAUCAGGUUCUACGCCGGUUUAACAUUUUCAAAUUGCUAACAAUGAAAAGGAGAAAUGCAAUUGAUUUUUCUGACGAAAAUUAUGUUUACUCGGACUGGGUCAUUGACCUGAUAAACUUGAAAACAAAUCAAAAUUUGACCAUAUCAGAUUGGAAUGACUUCUCAUGCAAUCUUUGCGAUUUCCAUUUUUUUCCACUAUUCUUAUUUUCCUUUUUGUUUCACUUAGAUUCCUGUUAUUCUUAUUUUUCUUCAUUUGCACCAUUAUUCGCCGUCAUUAUUCUCCCGAUGUUUUCCAUCCCAAUAUCAAGUCCAUCUCUUGAUGUUCAUCCUAGGACUACCCUGGCUGCCAAGUCUUUGGACAGACACUGACCACCGAUCAUCAUGAUGAACUGCGAGAACUUGGAGUCCAACCACUAUCAAGUGGUUCCAGCAUCAGCAAAUUUCCUUUCGUAAUCUUUUGUGCUCCUCCUUCGAAAAGUCUAGACUAUACUGCUGAUGUCAGGUACUGAUCAUGCUAUCCAUUUGUGGAUGUUUAAUGAUUUGCUCCUUCAUUGUGCUUUUAAAGACCCCCAAAGAAAAAUACAUCUUUGACGAUCUUGGUGUGUAUUUUUCUCCUUCUUACACCUAAUAUAUGUAGAUCAGCUGCAUCGAAUUGGAGUGGAGAAGGUUCGUUUCUAUUUACUUCCAGCACGGCUGCUUAUGAUUGCAACGACAAUGGACCAUGCAACGAGGUCUAACAUCUGUUUCACAUUGUUCAUAUGGUUUAUGGCGCUACUUUCUUGUUUAGAUGCCGGUAAUCUUGAUCGGGUUGGUUUUAAUUUCAUCAAAGUUGAUGACCCCACGGAUCCAAUCAGUAAUGAAAAUAAAAUACGAUGAAGCAGCCCACUAAACUUCUGAUUUGUAAGAUUCCUAGCCAUUUUGACACCUGUUUAUGACAAGAUGAAGAAUCUAUGUUGAUGCAACCUCACCACCUCCACAUGUUCAUAAAUGGACUUAGAACUUCCCAAAUGUUUCUCUCUCUAGAGGCCCCUUGUGCUUAUAUGUUCAUCCUCCUGAUGUUCCUAAAUGUCUUUCAGAACUGCCUUUUUUAAAAUUCUCUCACCCUUUGGAAACUCUUCUCGUUCUUCUCUCUCUAAAGCUCCUUCUGGCUUGCAUGAUCAACCAUCAAGACAGAAUCUAAAUUCAUCCAACCUCUCCUCCUCCUCCUCCUCAUGUUCAUAAAAUGGAUGUCAGAGCUGCACGAGAAUUUUCUCCAUCUGUAGGUCCCUUGGGCUUGCAUGUUCGUAAGCUGAUGUCAGAACUGCCCAUAAUUUUCUCUCUCUAGAGGUCCCUCAAGACUGCGUGGCCGCCAACCACAAGCUUAGAUCUCUCUUCGGCUAGAAAAUAAAGAGUAGUAAUAUCUAUGACAUCAUCUUAGGCUCUCGGAGAGAAAUUACUGGUUUCCGUUCAUCGGAUGGCUUCAGCUUCAGCAACCUUUUUGUUAUAUAUUCUGUGCAGGACUCUCCAAUAGUCCCCAUCGGGAGAAAUCGUCGAACGGAUGUCAUCCUCAAUGCAGAAAAUGCGGUGUUGGAGGCCAGCGGCUGUGUUCUACGGCUAGCAGGGCUCUAUAUAUCCCAUCUUUAAUGCUUCUUUGACCUGCAGACGAAGCAUCAUAUUUUCUACCAAAAUACUGCGUCAUAAAUGCUGAAUAUUCCCUUUUUCCCAUAAUAAUGUAGCAUUUAUUGAUACAUCAUUAUUCGAUUAUUUUCCCAAAUAGUUCUUUAUUUCCUUAACUGGUUAUACAAGUCUGACAGGGGUGCCCACGUGUACUGGCUGGGGAAGGGCAGUGACGAAAACCGCCCGGAUCAUAUACUCAAUCUUAUCCACUACGAGGUGACUUCCUCUGUCUCUGCUUAGUCAGAUUUUUUACUGCCACCUUCAGUCGUAUAAAAUAGAGCAAAAAAUUGUUGGAAUAAUUUUGCCGAAUUUAUAUUAUUGUUACGUGGGAAAUAAUGUGUGGUGGUGAAGAUUCUCUAUGAUUCAUCUGACUGAUCUAGCAACCCAAAUAUUCUCUCUUAUAAUAAUAUUUUAAUCAGGCAUUAGCGAAGAUUCAUUGUAAAAUAAUUAUAAUGUCGUUGUCUAUUUUGAUUGGCUUCAAUUUUUUUCUUGCAUCCCCUUUGAUUGCGAUCUUCAAGAAGCUAGGAUGUAGGAGGAUGCUGGUCAUUUAUCAGAUUAAUUUAUUAAACUAAGUUGGGUUUUAUUUAAUACGAGUUUUUAUCGAGCUUAAUUGGAGAUUCAUCAUAAUAGUUAUAAUGUCAUGAUCUAUCUCGAUUUCUUCUUCUUCUUCUUCUUCUUCUUCUUCUUCUUUUAAUCCAACCCUUAAGAAGAGUAGAUUGCUGAUUAUUUAUCAGAUUAUGCUCGUAAAUUAAAAAAGAGCUUUAUUUUAUAAAUUUUGUAUAUGUUUGGUGUAGUUUCAUUGUAAUGAUAUUUUUUUAUCGGAUUGCCUAUUUUAUUUAUUUAUUUUAUUGAUUUGUUGGUGAGGCCCUAGAAUGCCAACGUCUGUUUGCAUUGAUCCUUAAGACGGGAUGUUGGAGAUAAUUCAUAACCCAAAUGAUGUUGCUUUUAUUUUAUAAAAAAAAUUCUCGAGUUGCAGGGUGAUAUAAAACUUUUUGUAAAGAAAAAGGGGCCCAUUUGGAUUUUAUCUGAUGGUUAUUACUUUCUUGCUUGCUGCUCGGAACCCAGGAUGCUGCAUCCCUCUCAAUCGCCAUCUUGAAGAAGCAACUCAGGGGUCGAAUCUUCAUGGGCUGCGACAACCAUCCCCUGUCCAGGUCUGGUCCUCUCUCUCUCUCUCUCUCUCUCUCUCUCUCUAUCUAUCUAUCUAUCUAUCUUUCAAUCUCUCAUGGGUAGAAAUAAAUAAUCAACCGAACCCACUGAGCCACUCUCUUUCUCCCUCUAUUUCGCUCUCUCUCUCUCUAAUUAUCUAUCUCUAUCUCAUAAAUGCCGCGGGAUGCUCUUCCUUGCAGGCAGGAAAUAAUGGAUUACGUGAACAAAAGUGGGAAGUUCGACAGGGUCUUUGAUAAGUUUACCGGUGAGAUCAUAUGGAUGACUAGCCUCCCUCUCUCUCUCUCUCUCUCUCUCUCUUUCUCUGUGGGAAUAUGAGCCACGUUUUCGCUGCGUUUGUAGGGACGGAGGGCCCCUUGGGGAAGAGACUGGACAACUCGAAGACCCGGGCGGAGAUCGGGUGGGAGCCCAAGUACAGCAGCUUCCCUUUCUUCCUCGACCACCUAACCACCACCCGCGACGAUCACUAG